Molecule: messenger RNA, 758 nt
Organism: Stegostoma tigrinum
Lineage: Eukaryota; Metazoa; Chordata; Chondrichthyes; Orectolobiformes; Stegostomatidae
Gene: spcs2
Product: signal peptidase complex subunit 2
Exons: 5
Coding region: 72-677 (201 amino acids)
Biological process (GO): protein targeting to ER
Cellular component (GO): signal peptidase complex; membrane
Source: RefSeq, a predicted model, not a curated record
AUUUCGUGAACGCGCGUGGCGCUGGUGGCCGUCGCGCGCACCGCCCUUUUUGGGCGUCCGAAGGGGACAAGAUGGCGGCGAAGGGCGGAAAAAGCGGUUUUCUGUCUAAAUGGAAGAUCGAUGACAAGCCGGUUAAGGUUGACAAGUGGGAUGGUGCAGCUGUGAAAAAUGCCUUGGAUGAUGCUGCUAAAAAGGUCCUUCUGGACAAGUACGGGUAUGAAGAGAAUUAUGGACUCAUUGAUGGACGACUCCUCAUUUGCACAAUCUCCUGUGUCUUUGCAAUAAUUGCACUUGUUUGGGACUACAUGCACCCUUUUCCUGAGUCGAAGAGUGUCCUUGCGGGUUGUGUCCUUUCCUAUUUUGUUAUGAUGGGGAUUCUCACGUUUUAUACCUCUUACAAAGAGAGGAGCAUAUUUUUAAUUGCUAUACAGAAAGACCCAGCUGGAUUAGAUCCCGGUGACAUCUGGCAGCUCUCAUCAUCUCUGCGGAGGUUUGAUGAUCAGUACACCUUGAAGAUGACUUUCAUUGAUGGGCGAACCAACCAGGAGCGGGAGAGGGAGUUUACCAAAUCUCUUGAGUACUUCUUUGAUGAGUCCGGUACCUUGGUUAUGGAUUUGUUUGAGAAUGAAGUGUCCAAGCUUCAUGAUUCCUUGGGGAAGAAGAAGAAAAUGAAAUAAUGUGCGUGCUUCUUUGCAUUAUGUUGUAUUGCUGAGAUAAUGUCUGCAAAGAAAAGGGGAAAAAAAACACUUUUUGAAAUA